AUGCCCUCUGAGACCAAUGAGCAUCAGUUUCUUGAUAAGCUGUCCUACAGGCUUGAACAGCCAGUCCAGCAUCAACUGUCGAAAUGGGAGGCUGAACUGACGGCGGGUAAGCUCGAGGACGAAGCAAACUACAUUACCCGCAACUUCGACUGCCUGCCAGAUGCCGUUCCGAACGUCAUUCCAAAUUCCACGCAUAGUUCCGCGCAGAAUGCCAUGCAGAGCGCCAUGAAGAAUGCGGUGCAGACUGCCCGGCCCUGGGACCCGACCAAUAUCUCGAGCCAAGACGUAAGCUGGUCUUCAGAAGACUUCACUCACCAGAUGCAGCCCGGUACCCAGCACGGCACCCAGAACGGCAGCCUCCAUAUGGGUACGGAAACGCUGCACAACAUGCCGCAGACCCCCACCCACUACACCCAUUACCACGCGGCCAGCAUGAUGACUCCCCAGCCCACCCCUGGGUUCUCAGUCUCCAACAUGGGAACUCCUCCGGGAGCCGCCAUCCCAUUUGGGGAAUACCUCUGCGACAAUAUCACAGGGGCCAAUGCACAUUUUCUGCAGACACCCAGGGGGCGUCUAGUCUCCAACAAGCUCCCGAGGACGCCACCAAACCCGAAGCGCAGCAUCAGCCCUGAGAGCCCAGUUAUGUCGGUGGUGACCAAUGCCAGUCCGAGCCAACCCAUAGUGGGCAACUCCACCCCACCUACGUCGCAGCCGAUGGUUAAGAAGACGCGCACCGAAUCCGUUCCCAUCGACAACGACAGCACUUGUCUCCAGCCGGUGCAACACCAAAAUCUCCAUGUUUCGUUCUUGAUGGAGCCAGGCGAGAGCUACCAAGAUCCGGAAGUGGAACGACACAUGAAACUCGUUUUCAGCGCACCGCGUCGACGCACCAAGUCAGUGAACCUGGGAAGCCCAGCAGAAACGGCUGAUCACAGAAACAUGAAGGGACGUCCAGAUAGCAAUGAAGCGGCGUCUGCCGACGGUUUUAUGUUCGCAUCGUUCGAUGAUUGCAGGGCAGCUCUGUCACAGACCUGUAAGCUGUACCACAGGCCAGCCAAGGAGUGUACGAGCCCGAACAACGACGCGACUUUUCCUAAAAACGAAAAGGAGAAGAGGGCACUGGCGCACCUCAUAUUUCGAUCCAUGACAGACUGGAGCAAUUACAUUGAGUGGAUGCAGGUGGCGCCCAAAGAGGUACGAGAUAUACACUCGGAUAUUCUGCUAGAUCGGAUGAAGAACCGCGAAGAGGCCAACCAGGCAGCCAGAAGGGAAGCCGUGAUUUCUGGCAGGACCAACAACGGCAGGCCAAGCGCCAACGCCGAUGAAAACGCCAACGUGGCUGAAGUGAAGAGCAUGAAUAUGCUCUACCUCCGCGAUCUCAUUCCACCCGGUCACAUCCGCGAGCAGAACUACAUGCGGGACCUGCCACAUCAGCACCACGUCGUGCUAGGAAGGGUGAUGAAUUCGUUCGCGGCAUCCAGCAUUUCGUGGCUCCUGGAGAGCCACAGGUCGCUGUUUGAAAGGGUCGACACUAUUGCUGCGGUGCUGCGCUUCUCCAAGCAGCUACUCAAGUCGGCCAUGACGUUUGGCGACGGGUGGAUUCAGAGGCUGGCCAACAAUCCUGGGGCUGAGCUGAAUGGGAAGCUGGACAAUAUGAGGUGUAACCUUAGGAAGAGUAAGAGGAAUGCGGGAGAUGGUGGCUCCGGUAAUUCCGGUGCCAAAACUAGCACGAGGGCUGGUACCAGUGGUCCUCGCCCUGGUCCCAGACCUAGCUCUAACACUGGUGCCGCCAGCUCUGGUUCUGACUCUAGAUUUGGUGCUAUCGGUGCUGUGCUUGACGGUGUUGUAAGUGCUAGGGAUCUCACCGAGGACGUUGGGGACGAUGGAGGUGAUCUUCCUGACUUUGACGAGAUGGAUUGGAAAAGGGUCAGUGAGUGA
Molecule: messenger RNA, 1938 nt
Organism: Geosmithia morbida
Lineage: Eukaryota; Fungi; Ascomycota; Sordariomycetes; Hypocreales; Bionectriaceae
Exons: 2
Coding region: 1-1938 (645 amino acids)
Source: RefSeq, a predicted model, not a curated record